AUGACGAAGGAGGACCGCCGGCUGUUUAUGCGCAAGUACAACGACUACCUGGAGCAAGUGAACGCCCUGCGGACGAACCGCACCAAGCCGUUUGUGAUGCCGGUGUCGGCGUGCAUCGAGCACGCCACGAAGUCGCGCGUGGCCGACUGGGAGCUUCGGAAGCCGGUCAGCCUCGUGACGGAGGCCGAGUGGAUCGCCUGGAUCCGCCUCGGGUAUGAUGUACAAUCCUUCGUCACCCAGAAACUCAAGGAUCGCAUCCGCGCCGCGAUCGUGUUUGACCUCACGAUCGCGGACGUGGAUUCGCGGAUCAGCAAGAUGAUUGAAGACAUGAUGAAAGUCAUCGAGAAGAACAACGAGGAAUGGGUCCUCAAGGCCGAGGCCAAGAUGAUGGUUGGCCUAAUCACCGAUGCCAUCAGGCCGGCGGGCCUGAAGGAAAAGGUCAAGGAAGUCCUCGGCGAGACGCACAACAAGGACUUGAAAAUGAAUGUGUACGACUUCGUGCAAUGGCUGCGGGAGUACGCAACUUCGUACCAGAGCGCGCACCGGCGGCGGCGGCAUAUACACGGCAUAUACAAGGACCACCCGGUGCGGGUGCGCGAUGCGCCGGCAGCGGCCGGUGAGCCCCGGGGUGGAUGUCUCAAGUGCGGGGAACUCGACCAUCUGGUCGGAAGUUGCCCCAAAGCCACUCCGGAGGAAGCCUCGGAUCUGUUGAAGAAAGCAUAUGGCGGACGUGGGCGAGGAGCCGGGCGCGGUAACUCUGCCGGGGGCAAGACACCUGGCGAUGCCGCGUGCCGAGGUGCCGGCGCCAACCCCGACCGCAACCUAGGUGGCGCGAAGAAAGUCAACGCCCUCGAAGUCAAGGCCGAGGUGGCCCCAAGCCCGAAGCUCGCGUGCGUCGUCGAGGGUGUCCUGCCCUUGGAGGCCACCCUGUUCGACUGGGGGUCCGACACGUCUGUUGGAUCGUUGGGGUUGGUGACCGCGCUGUUGGCGGCGGAACGAGUGUGA
Messenger RNA from Aphanomyces invadans, 1005 nucleotides. RefSeq lists its product as hypothetical. The transcript is spliced from 2 exons. The coding region runs from base 1 to 1005 and encodes 334 amino acids. The record is from RefSeq and is a predicted model, not a curated record. Lineage: Eukaryota; Oomycota; Saprolegniomycetes; Saprolegniales; Verrucalvaceae.